AGCAUGCGCGGAAAAUUUAGGAAAAAAUGAAGAGUGAGAAAAAAACAACAGAGAAAACACCCGCAGGUGGAGGAAUUCCUUUGAAGUAUUACCACAAAAAACCUUCAAAAUCACUGCCAUUCCACCAUGAAUGAAGAAUAUGAUUACAUUGUGCUGGGCACAGGUCUAAAGGAAUGUAUUUUGAGCGGYCUUUUGUCAGUGAAAAGGAAGAAAGUCCUACAAAUCGACCGGAAUAAUUACUAUGGCGGUGACUGCGCUUCUCUUCAUCCUCUCGGCAAACUUUAUGAGUUCUUUACUCGAAGCGACGUUCCUGAAGAAAGCUUGGGCAAACCUAAAGAUUAUAAUGUGGAUCUUAUUCCCAAGUUUUUAAUGGCUCACGGGUCGUUGGUAAAAUUGUUAGUGCACACAGGAGUAACCAAGUACUUGAACUUCAAGCAGAUAGAUGGCAGUUACGUCUAUACCGGCGGGUAUAUCUACAAAGUGCCCGCAGAUGAACGAGAGGCAUUGUCUUCUAGCCUAAUGGGAAUAUUCGAGAAGCGACGUUUCCGGAGUUUUCUUAUCUUUGCCUUAAACUACGACUGCGAAAAUCCUUCUACUUGGCAAGGCUGUGAUCCCGUCAACACGACCAUGAAAGAGGUAUUUGAGCACUGGGGACUUAGCAACGAUACAGCAGAAUUCACUGGUCAUGCCAUUGCUCUUUAUUUAGAUGACGGCUAUAAAGAAAAGCCAUGUGGAGAUGCUAUUAGAAGGAUUAAACUGUAUUAUGAUUCUCUGUCGCGAUAUGGUAAAUCCCCUUACCUCUAUCCUGUCUAUGGUCUAGGUGAACUGCCUCAGAGCUUUGCGCGUCUUUCUGCUGUUUGGGGAGGUACAUUCAUAUUGAAYAAAACAGUUACAUCUGUUACUUCAGAGAAUGGAAUGGUUGCUGUUACAUCCGGGGAAGAAACGGCCAAAGCAAAGGCAGUCAUUGGUGACCCAUCUUACUUUCCAGAUAAGGUGAAGGCUGUCGGUGAGGUUGUAAGGUGCAUUUGUAUUCUAUCUCAUCCCAUUCCAAAUACCUAUGACAACCAGUCGUGUCAGCUUAUUAUUCCACAAAAGCAGGUCAAUAGAAACUCUGAUAUCUAUGUUUGCUGUGUGUCCUACACCAAUAAUGUCACACCUAAAGGCAAGUACCUUGCCAUAGUCAGCACAACGGUUGAAACAAGCAAUCCAGAACAGGAGCUUGAGCCUGGCUUGAAGUUGUUGGGGAAGAUUGAUGAGAAGUUUCUGUCCAUUUCUAAUGUUUAUCAGCCUCUUGAUGAUGGGACAGACAGCAAGAUAUUUAUAUCCAAGUCAUAUGAUGCCACCACCCACUUUGAAACAACAUGUGAAGAUAUCAUGGCUAUGUACAAGAGAAUCACUGGUGAAGACUUUGAUCCCAGCAGUAUUAACGUCAACCUGGACAUGGAUGAAUAAUGGAUUCAAUAUUAAGUGGAAGUGAUAGGAAAGAUUCAAAAAUUAAUAUAUCAAUUAUUAUAGACAUUAGGUUCUCAAAUAAAGUAGCCAAAUUAGACUCUAGGCAUUAUCAUAGUCCACUUAUUCCAGUGGGAAAAAUAGGCUUGAAAUUAGGAAAUAUAAAAAAUAUUCAAGUGGGAACAAUAGAAAURACAAUUCAAAUGCAGUUAAUAUAUAUGUAUUAUCCUUCAACAGUACAAAAAUUGAAUUUUGUCAAACAUUUUAUUUAGUAAUAUAUUUAUGCAUGAAUGUACAUUUUAGAUUUGAGUUAGUUUCUAUGUCCCUAGAAGGCUAAAAAAAACAAAUAUUGGAAUAUAUUUUCUUUGUYGUUACUAGUAUUGAAAUAGCCUGUAGUUAGUGCUUGUUUUCAGUGGAGUUAUUGAUGUAGUCAAAUAGCUCAAAACAGAAAAUGAAAAUGGUCAGACAGUUUUUUUUGCAGGACAAAUAAUUUUUUUGGAGCAAAUUUCUUCUAGUACCAUUUUAUUUGCCAUUGGAAGUCCAAAAUGGUCUUAGACUGCCAGUAGUAAAUGGCAGGUGACUAUUUCUAGCCCUACAUGAUACACUGUACAYGUAUUGAUGUCAUGGUGUAUUCAAAUAAAAGCGUUUUAUCAGCAUGGCUGGCAAUUUAGUUUGCAAAUUAUUGUCUGUAAUUAUAUUUGCAUGUGAUAUACUUGGUAAAUUAAACUGUUUUUUUGUC
Actinia tenebrosa (Australian red waratah sea anemone) is the source of this 2188-nucleotide messenger RNA. Its product is annotated as rab GDP dissociation inhibitor alpha. Gene Ontology annotation, biological process: protein transport; vesicle-mediated transport; small GTPase-mediated signal transduction. The record is from RefSeq and is a predicted model, not a curated record. NCBI's taxonomy places the organism in Eukaryota, Metazoa, Cnidaria, Anthozoa, Actiniaria, Actiniidae. Gene Ontology annotation, cellular component: cytoplasm. Gene Ontology annotation, molecular function: Rab GDP-dissociation inhibitor activity.